AUGAAGGGUGACGCUGCUGCUGGUACACUUCUUCAUGAACUUACCCACAGCGAGAACAUUCUUGGCACUGCUGCGACAAAGGAUCAUACUUUCCCAUACGUAAUCAAUGGCAAAGAAGUAACCCUAGCUGCGUAUGGAACAGGGCCAAUUGCAGGGCUUGCUUCUGUAAAACCGCACCUUACUUUGAAUAAUGCCGAUACCCUCGCAUAUUUUGCUCUAGGUGCGACUGGUCACGGUACCAGUGCGGUAUAG
Molecule: messenger RNA, 252 nt
Organism: Aspergillus tanneri
Lineage: Eukaryota; Fungi; Ascomycota; Eurotiomycetes; Eurotiales; Aspergillaceae
Exons: 4
Coding region: 1-252 (83 amino acids)
Molecular function (GO): metallopeptidase activity
Source: RefSeq, a predicted model, not a curated record